CCUGGGACAGAUUGCCGCAGUGAGAAAAAUCUCAUCUAACGUUGUUUAUUUACGUAUAUUACCAGAGGUCCCCAUUGUAAGGGAGAUUUCGUCUUGAUGGGCUUUUCCUGGUUCAUUAAAGGAGAAAUAAAUGCAUCUGGAGCAGGAGGUUCAGGGGAAUGUCUCAGUCUGGAGAGAAAGGGAAGUUUCCCGAGGCAGCUGGGUAUGUGGGCUUUGCUAACCUGCCCAACCAGGUGCACAGGAAGUCUGUGAAGAAAGGCUUUGAGUUCACACUGAUGGUUGUGGGAGAGUCUGGUUUGGGGAAGUCCACUCUGAUCAACAGCCUGUUUCUCACAGACCUGUACCCAGAGCGCUACAUCCCCAUCGCAGCAGAGAAAAUCGAACGGACUGUCCAGAUUGAGGCGUCUACUGUGGAGAUUGAGGAGCGGGGCGUGAAACUCCGUCUCACUGUGGUGGACACGCCUGGGUAUGGAGAUGCGAUUAACAGCCAAGACUGCUUUAAGACCAUCAUCCAGUACAUUGAUAACCAAUUUGAGCGCUACCUCCAUGACGAGAGCGGGCUGAACCGCCGCCACAUCGUGGACAACCGCGUGCACUGCUGCUUCUACUUCAUCUCCCCCUUUGGACACGGGCUGAAGCCGCUGGAUGUGGAGUUCAUGAAGGCCAUCCACAGCAAGGUGAACAUCGUCCCUGUCAUCGCCAAGGCCGACACACUGACUCUGAGAGAGCGCGACCGGCUGAAGAGGAGGAUCCUGGAUGAGAUUGCAGAGCACGGAAUCCGCAUAUACCAGCUCCCAGAUGCAGAUUCUGAUGAAGACGAGGAGUUUAAGGAGCAGACACGGGUUCUGAAGGCCAGCAUACCCUUCGCUGUGAUUGGCUCCAACCAGCUGAUCGAGGUGAAGGGGAAGAAGAUUCGCGGCCGGCUGUACCCCUGGGGCGUGGUGGAGGUGGAGAACCCCGAGCACAACGACUUCCUGAAGCUGCGCACCAUGCUGGUGACCCACAUGCAGGACUUACAGGAAGUCACCCAGGACCUGCACUAUGAGAACUUCCGCUCCGAGCGCCUGAAACGCGCAGGAAGGGCAGUGGAGGAAGAUGUCGUGGACAAGGACCAGAUCCUGAUGCAGAAGGAGGCUGAGUUGCGGCGUAUGCAGGAGAUGAUCGCUCAGAUGCAGGCCCAGAUGAGGAUGAAGCCUGCUGAUGAGUGAGACCCUCCCUCACACACACACACAGCGUCCAUCUCUGCACACCUCACACAGAGAGCCUACAAACUCCCCCCCCCCCCCCCCCCCCCCCCUCCUGAUGGACAAGCAUUCAGACCAAUAGCAUAGCUUGGCUGCCACACCACUGGGCCCCAAGAGCCCACCCCCGACUGGUCCACGCUGCGGACCCUCUACAGAAGUAGCCUGGGAUUCAGGAUUAUCUGUUUACUUCUAUUCUGCACUUACCCCUGUCCUGUGUUCUUGUUUGUGUUGCUGCCCAUCAAAUAAGGUUACUGUUAAACUAUGCUCAAGUUUUCAAUAAUAAUAAUAAUAAUAAUAAUAAUAAUAAUAAUAUUUUACUUAAACAUAUUAACCUAAUGUAGGUUUUGCCAUUUAAUUUGGCCUUGCUGUGAGGUCUGUGUUUACAUUGCAUUACAUGUUGCUUUUAUCCAAAGUGACUUACAGUUGAUUAGACUAAGCAGAUUGUUAGACAGUCCCCUACGUGUGCCUUAACCCCUACGCUACAGGCUGUUUCAGAGUGGUGCUGGUUCAGUUCCGCAGACAUGAC
Conger conger (European conger) is the source of this 1770-nucleotide messenger RNA. RefSeq lists its product as uncharacterized. Gene Ontology annotation, molecular function: molecular adaptor activity; GTPase activity; GTP binding. Gene Ontology annotation, cellular component: cell division site; septin ring; microtubule cytoskeleton. NCBI's taxonomy places the organism in Eukaryota, Metazoa, Chordata, Actinopteri, Anguilliformes, Congridae. The record is from RefSeq and is a predicted model, not a curated record. Gene Ontology annotation, biological process: cytoskeleton-dependent cytokinesis; regulation of exocytosis; cell division. The coding region runs from base 159 to 1208 and encodes 349 amino acids. The transcript is spliced from 14 exons.